This is a messenger RNA of Hypanus sabinus (Atlantic stingray), 2671 nucleotides long. RefSeq names its product zinc finger protein 622 (gene znf622). Gene Ontology annotation, cellular component: preribosome, large subunit precursor. Gene Ontology annotation, molecular function: zinc ion binding; nucleic acid binding. Bases 915 to 2312 code for a protein of 465 amino acids. The transcript has 7 exons. NCBI's taxonomy places the organism in Eukaryota, Metazoa, Chordata, Chondrichthyes, Myliobatiformes, Dasyatidae. The record is from RefSeq and is a predicted model, not a curated record. Gene Ontology annotation, biological process: ribosomal large subunit biogenesis.
GUGAUGGGGGUCCUUAAUGAUUCAAGCCACCUUUUUGAGGCAUUGCCUUUUGAAGAUGUUACCGAUACUGGGAGGCCAGUGCCCACGGUGGAGCUGGCUGAGUCUCCACUUGGCCUUGGACAAUCUAGACAGGAGCAAUAACUAUGUCAGGGUUCUGUUUAUUGAUUACAGUUCAGUGUUCAAUACCAUCAGCCCCUCAGUACAAAUCCGCAUGCUUCAAAAUCUGGUCCUCUCUCCCUCGCUCUGCGGUUGGAUCCUUGACUUCCUCAUCAGGAGACACAGAUCAGAAAUAACAUCUCGUCACUGACAAGUCAACACCGAUGCACAUCAAGGAUGUGUGCUUUGCCCACUACUUUACUCCACACUUAUGACUGUGGUUAGCACAACUGAAAUGUCAUCUAUAAAUUUGCUGGUGACACAACUGUUACUGGCAGAACUUCAGAUGGUGACAGGGAGGUGUACAGGAGUGAGAUAGAUCAGCUGGUUGAGUGGAUUCACAACAACAAUCUUGCACUCAAUGUCAGUAACAACUAAGGAACUGAUUGUGAACUUCAGGAAGAAAUCGAAGGAAUACACACCAGCCCUUGUCAACAGUUUCAAGUUCUCUGGGUGUAAACAUUUCUGAAGAUCUAUCCUGCACCCAGUAUAUUGAUGCAAUUACAAAGAUGGCCAAGCAGCGGUUAUAUUUCAUCCAGAAUCUGAGAUUUGAGAUGUCGCCAAGGACUCCAGCAAAUUUUCACAGAUGUACGGUGGAGAGCAUUUUAAUUGUUUUCAUUACGCUCUGUUACAGAGGGGCUAUAGCACUGGAUUGGAAAACGUUGCAAAUCCGGCCAGAUCCAUCAUCGGCAUGAGCCUCCCAGCAUCAAAGACAUCUUGAAAAAGCAAAACCCUAAAAAGCUAUCUCUGUCAAAGCAAUGUCUUCCUACACCUGCAUGACAUGCCGUGUGGCAUUUACUGAUACUGAGGUUCAGAGAACACACUACAAAACCGACUGGCACAGGUAUAACCUGAAGCGUAAAGUAGCAGACAUGCCUCCCGUCACAGCUGAGAAUUUCCAAGAACGUGUGCUGGCCCAGAGAGCAGCUGUGGAAGAGCAGAACAAGGGAACGGCUACAGACUGCGCAACCUGUGACAAGAAAUUUGCCACCUUCAAUGCCUAUGAAAACCAUUUGAAAUCAAAGAAACACCUUGAUGCAGAAAAGAAGGCCGCCGGAAUUGCAAAUAAGGAGCUGGAAAGACUCAACAUAAAAAAUCUAGAAAAGGGGUUGAAUGAAGAGAGAAUGGAUAAAGACACAUUGAAUAGAGCCAUUCAACAGGCUGUGAAGGCCCAGCUUUCUCCUGCAGCAAAGAAGAGGACCAUUGAUCCUACAACUGGUGGUACUAAUGUAGCAGUGAGUAAGAAAAGGCCUGACAAACCUCCUCGGUUACUUUGGUUGGAACAACAAGCCAAAAAAAUGGGACAGGAUGAAUCCUCAGAAGAGGAGGAGGAUGUGGUGAUGGAGAUUGAAGGGGAUGGUGAUUGGGAGGAUAUAGACUCUGCUGAUGAGGUAGAAGAUGAAUUAGAAGAAAAUGAGAGCGAAGUUGAUAAAGGGUUGAGGGUAGACUCUCCACCUGCUGCCUUUCCGAUCACAGACUGCUUAUUCUGCUCUCACCAUUCACGAACUCUGUUAAAGAAUGUGAAUCAUAUGACAAAAUCCCAUGGUUUCUUUAUCCCCGAUAUUGAAUAUUUAGUGGAUCUAAGGGGGCUGAUAAAAUACUUGGGAGAAAAAGUUGCUGUAGGAAAUAUCUGCCUGUGGUGCAAUGAGAAGGGACGGUCUUUUUACUCACUCGAAGCUGUCCAGGCUCACAUGGUUGACAGCAGUCACUGUAAACUGUUCACAGAUGGUGAUGCUGCUAUUGAAUUUGCAGACUUCUAUGAUUUCAGUGAAAGUUAUCCUGAUCAGAAUGGAGAUGAUGUUGCAAUGAAAACUUCAGAGGUACCUUGUAGGAAUCUGGAAUAUAAUGAAGAAACAAUGGAGCUUGUGCUUCCUUCUGGUGCUAGAAUUGGUCACCGGUCAUUGCUGAGAUACUAUAAACAACACUUUGGUACCUCUAGAGCAGUGGCUAUGACUGGAACUCGUCAUGUCCUGGGAAGAUUGCUGCAGCAGUACAAGGCCCUUGGUUGGACAAGUGAGACUGCUAAAGAAGCAUCACAGAGAAAGGAGCGUGAUAUGCAGUAUGUGCAAAGAAUGAAAUCCAAGUGGAUGCUAAAGACUGCAAUGUCCAACAAUGCAACAAAGCAGAUGCACUUUAGACCGCAAGUUAUAUUCUAGAAACUGGACUGUAGUUAUCAGGUUGAUGAUGAGAUGAUAUCAAUACAGAUAAUUAACUGAUUUUUCAAGUUGCAUUGUAGGGUGAUUUGUGUAUUUUUGAUUCUUUAAUGCAUCACUUUCAGAUCUUAAAAUGUUGGUAAUUGUAAAACCUCAAACCAUAUCCUUUAACUUGUGUUCUACAGCACGCUGCUUAUUGUAAUUCAACUCAAUUUUAAUACAAAAUAAAUGUUCCGUAUUGUACAUGCCAUAAUUUAGCUGUAUAAAAUCUGGAACUCCAAAAGUAAUGAUGUUUAAAUGAGCAACUAAUAUAGCUCUGCUCUAUUACAUUUGUAUCUUUUCUAAUUACAUGUUAAAGUUUA